Messenger RNA from Pipistrellus kuhlii (Kuhl's pipistrelle), 1815 nucleotides. It is a transcript of the gene STING1, whose product is annotated as stimulator of interferon response cGAMP interactor 1. Lineage: Eukaryota; Metazoa; Chordata; Mammalia; Chiroptera; Vespertilionidae. The coding region runs from base 403 to 1530 and encodes 375 amino acids. The record is from RefSeq and is a predicted model, not a curated record. Gene Ontology annotation, biological process: positive regulation of macroautophagy; innate immune response; defense response to virus. The transcript has 8 exons. Gene Ontology annotation, cellular component: autophagosome; endoplasmic reticulum membrane. Gene Ontology annotation, molecular function: 2',3'-cyclic GMP-AMP binding; cyclic-di-GMP binding.
AUAUUAUUAAUAUGCAUGAGGCUGCCUUUUUUUUUUUUUUGGCUGCAACCAGCACAAUUUCUCUGAGAAGUCUCAGGCGUGGCCACUUCCUGUAAAGAGCCCAAACCUUACCCUCCCGUGCUGGCUUUCUGCUCCUACCAAGCCCUUUACUCUGAAAGGCUGUUAUUACAGGAAAUAACUGUGCGUUUUCCCCGCCUUCCUCCCUCCCUCCUCCAUAUCACAGUCUUCAGAAAAAGAGGAUCUCGUCCAGAAAGCAGAAAACAAGCAGUCAGGCAGGGAGCAUGGUGUAGCGUGGGCUGGGUGUGCGGAGUCCAGCGCUGCUUUCAGUCCCUGGGAGCUAUUGCUGAGCCUCCUUCUCUUCCCGUUGUCUCCCAGAAACAGCUUUGUGCCUGGCGGCGGAAGAUGCCCCACUCUGGCUUGCACCCCUCCAUCCCUCGGCCCAGGAGUCACAAGGCCAAGAAGGCAGCCUUUGCCCUGCUGAUUGCCUGUCUGGCAGCCUUUUGGGGCUUGGAGGAGCCGCCAACACACAUUCUCUGGUGGCUGGCGCUCCACCUGAUCUCCCAGCAGCUGCAACUGCUGUUCAAGCGAGCCUGCAGCCUGGCCGAGGAACUCUGCCACGUCCAUUCCAGGUACCAGGGCAGCUACUCCAGGGCUGUGCAGGCCUGUCUGGGCUGCCCUAUCCGCUAUGGGGCCCUCCUGCUGGUGUCCUGCUAUUUCUACACCUCCCUGCCAAACAAAGCUUGGAUGCUUUCCCUCCUGGGCCUCUCAGAGGCACUGAGCAUCCUCCUGGACCUCCAGGGGCUGGCCCCAGCUGAGGUCUCUACAGUCUGUGAACAAAGAAACUUCAACGUGGCCCAUGGGCUGGCAUGGUCAUUUUAUAUCGGGUACCUGCGACUGGUCCUACCAGGGCUUCCGGCCCGGAUCCGUAGUUACAAUCAGCUCCACAACAAUACGCUCCGAGGCACAGGAAGCCAUCGGCUAUACAUCCUCUUCCCACUGGACUGUGGGGUGCCUGACGACCUGAGUGUGGUUGACCCCAACAUUCGCUUCCUGCAUAAGCUGCCCCCGCAACUCUCUGACCGUGCCGGCAUCAAGGACCGGAUUUACACCAACAGCGUCUAUGAGCUUCUGGAGAACGGGAGGCAGGUGGGCACCUGCGUUCUGGAGUAUGCCACCCCCUUGCAGACCCUGUUUGCCAUGUCACAGGACAGCCGAGCUGGCUUCAGUCGGGAAGAUCGGCUUGAGCAGGCCAAGCUCUUCUGCCGGACACUUGAGGACAUCCUGGCAGAUGCCCCUGAGUGUCAGAACAACUGGCGCUUCAUUGUCUACGAGGAACCCGAAGAGGAGAGCAGCUUCUCCCUGUCACAGGAGAUUCUCAGGCACCUGCAGCAGGAGGAGAGGGAGGAGGUCCCUGUGGGAAAUGUGGGGGCCUUGGCGGCGGUGCCUGACUCUUCCACACUCACCCAAGAGCCUGAGCUCCUCAUCAGUGACAUGGACCAGCCUCUCCCGCUCCGCACGGAUAUCUUCUGAGGGCCACGGUCACCGUGCCUGGUCCCCCAGCGAUCUCCAACACGCUGGCUUUCUUUAGGGGCUAGAUGCCCAGCAAAGCUGUUUCCUCCCACAGGGAGGACCUCUUAAAGUCACAGGGUUGUGACAUCUCAAGAUGAGUCCUGUUACCUUGGGCAAGUUGUUUUACAUGAGCCUCAGUGUCCUCAUCUAUGAAAUGGGACCAUAAUGAUUGCCCUGCCUACCUCACAGGGUUGUUGUGAGGACAAUGACUGCAUAGAUGUUUCUGGUAAACUCUAAUUGCCAGGU